GUGAUGUACUUGGGCGUUUCCUGUUGCCUGUUAUAAAUUCACAGUACAAUUCACUACUUAGGGUCCAUUUUUUACUUUCUUAGGCUAAUCCAUCUGUUGGGGUGCUUCUCAGCCUGUAGCAAUGCCAAGUGACCUGGAGAGAGCCAUGGAGAUGCUGGUCACGGUCUUCUACCGUUACUCCAAGAAAACAGGCAACAGCAACACUCUUUCACGCUCUGAGUUCAAGCAGCUGAUGGAGACUGAGCUAUCUACAUUCCUCAAGGCACAGAGGGACCCCAAUGUCGUGGAUCGCAUUAGGAAUGACUUGGAUGCCAACGGGGAUGGAGAGCUGAACUUUGAGGAGUUUGUGUCCCUGGUGGUGGGCCUAUCGGUGGCAUGUGAGCAGAUCUACCAGCUGCAUGAGAAGCAAGAGCAGUGCAGGAAGUGAGCGCAUCGUGGUUGGGAGGUUUGGUGCCAAUAGUCAUUCUGUAAAAAGUCUAAUAAACACUGACUUUCAAACACA
Molecule: messenger RNA, 502 nt
Organism: Paramormyrops kingsleyae
Lineage: Eukaryota; Metazoa; Chordata; Actinopteri; Osteoglossiformes; Mormyridae
Product: protein S100-A1-like
Cellular component (GO): cytoplasm
Molecular function (GO): calcium ion binding; calcium-dependent protein binding
Source: RefSeq, a predicted model, not a curated record